Messenger RNA from Suncus etruscus (white-toothed pygmy shrew), 705 nucleotides. RefSeq names its product vitelline membrane outer layer protein 1 homolog. The record is from RefSeq and is a predicted model, not a curated record. The coding region runs from base 1 to 609 and encodes 202 amino acids. NCBI's taxonomy places the organism in Eukaryota, Metazoa, Chordata, Mammalia, Eulipotyphla, Soricidae. The transcript is spliced from 3 exons.
AUGGAGUGGGUUUUAGGCUCUAAGCUGCUGCUGCUGCUGCUGUGGGCAACCUGCUGUGAAUCUGCUGAAGGAAAUGAAGCAAAUAAAAAAAAAGAUGACACAACAAUUAUUGAGGUGAACAAUGGUGGCCCCUGGGGUGACUGGGCCUGGCCAGAUAUGUGUCCUGAUGGAUUCUUCGCUGGUGGCUUCUCACUCAAGGUGGAGCCGCCUAAAGGCAUUACUGGAGAUGACACGGCUCUGAAUGGAAUUCGGCUGCACUGCACUAGAGGGAAUGCAGAGCGUAACACUCGAGUGGUGGAGUCCCAGUCUGCAAGGUGGGGUGCGUGGAGUGAACCUCAGUGGUGUCCUGGCAGCAGCUUCCUUGUGGCCUUUUCGCUACGGGUAGAAGACACAUCUAAGGGGGACAACACUGCUGCCAAUAACGUGCGCUUCCGCUGCUCUGAUGGCACCGAGGUGGAGGGACCCGGUCUGUCCUGGGGCACCUAUGGAAACUGGAGUAACUCAUGCGUCAAAGGUGUGUGCGGUUUGCAGACCAAGAUUCAGAGUCCCAGGGGCCUCCGUGAUGAUACUGCACUAAAUGAUGUGCGCUUUUUCUGCUGCAAAAGUUGAUGAAGCAGAUACAGCAGCUUCCGUUUUCUCCUGCCCACCGCCCCAUCCCCAAUGUAUCCCACCUCCUGCUAUUAAAGCUUCUCUAUCUGGCCUUUA